Molecule: messenger RNA, 5124 nt
Organism: Neopsephotus bourkii (Bourke's parrot)
Lineage: Eukaryota; Metazoa; Chordata; Aves; Psittaciformes; Psittacidae
Gene: CHORDC1
Product: cysteine and histidine rich domain containing 1
Exons: 11
Coding region: 8-1003 (331 amino acids)
Source: RefSeq, a predicted model, not a curated record
CGCCGCCAUGUCGUUGCUGUGCUACAACCGGGGCUGCGGCCAGCGCUUCGACCCCGAAACCAACACGGAGGGAUCCUGCACAUACCAUCCAGGUGUGCCAGUCUUUCAUGAUGCUCUCAAAGGUUGGUCAUGUUGCAAGAGAAGAACAACAGACUUUUCUGACUUCCUAAGCAUUGUGGGCUGUACAAAGGGUCUCCAUAACAGUGAGAAGCCUCCUGAGCCUGUUAAACCAGAAGUCAAAACUACCUCUGAACGAAAGGAACUAGCUGAACUGAAACCCAGAUUUCAAGAACACAUAAUUCAGGCACCAAAACCAUUGGAAACAAUUAAAAGGCCAAGCCCAGAUGAGCCAAUGACAAAUUUACAGCUGAAAGUGUCAGCUUCCUUGAAGCAAGCACUAGAUAAACUGAAGCUGUCAUCAGAAAACGAAGAGAAAAAAGAGGAAGACAGUGAUGAAGUCAAGAUUGGGACGGCAUGUAAAAACGCAGGCUGUUCAAAAACGUACCAAGGACCAGAGAGCACAGAAGAAGUAUGUAUAUACCAUUCUGGUGUACCUAUAUUCCAUGAAGGGAUGAAGUAUUGGAGCUGCUGUAAAAGAAAAACAUCUGACUUCAAUACAUUUUUAGCUCAAGAAGGCUGCACAACAGGAACACAUGUAUGGACUAAAAAGGAUGAGGGUAAGAAAGUAGUUCCAUGCAGGCAUGACUGGCACCAGACUGGAGGAGAAGUGACUAUUUCUGUGUAUGCUAAAAACUCUGUUCCUGAUCUGAGCUACGUAGAAGCAAAUAGCACAAUGUUAAAUAUCCAUAUUGUAUUUGAAGGAGAUAAGGAAUUUCAUCGCAGUGUGAAACUAUGGGGAGUAAUCGACGUAAAGAGAAGUUAUGUGAACAUGACGGCUACAAAGAUCGAGCUCACUAUGAGGAAAGCAGAGCCCCUGUUAUGGGCAAGUCUUGAAUUACCAGUAUCCAACACACAACAACAAAAAGAGAGUUCAGAUCAAUAAUGAUUCCAAGAGACAAGUUAUUUCCAUUAUGAAGUGGUGACUUGCUACUGUAAUCAAAUAUUUUAACUUUUAUAUAGAGUCAUUUUUUUUAUACUUGAUCGUAUGUUCCAUUAUACAAAGAAAUUUGAUGUAUGGUAAAUGGGGGUGUAAGCUGGAAGGGUAAUAGCUAUUUCUGCUCUUGCUCCAGUGAGUGUAUUUAUGCUAGUUGAAGUGUCUCCAUGGAGAUCUAGAGUAAAAAGAGCUGUUGCCCUUUGCUUAUAACCUUACCUACCAUGUACUGACUAUCUAAAUAGAUGUGAUUUCUGUCCACUGUGAGUGCUGAAUUUUCAAGUAUUCAGUUUAGACUGGAUCUGCUGGGUGGCACAUGUUAGAUUCAGUACUGUUCCGUUCAGUAUGAAGCAUACAGUAAUACAGAUACAAAAAUCUGAGUUCAUGAAAUGGUUAGCAUGCAGUUCUACAUCUAGAAUAAAAAGACAUAUAAAUAUCAAAAAACACAGGCUUACGUUUCUGUCUUCUGAAACUAAGGUUUGUUUCAGUUCCAGUUGGCUGUGGAGGGAUGGAAUAAACAGUAUUUUGCUAAGGAUUUCAGUACUGCUGACUCUUGCAGUCUUUCAUGUAUAAAAGCAGGAGGUCAGAUUGAAAUAAAAAAAGUAAGUGGACAGUGAAAUGGCUGAAUAACUUAGCAUCUCAUCUGUGGAGACUAUACAAACAGCAGACUAUUGUGAAAUUACCAGGAUGCUGUAUAUAUUUGACAGGGUAUAUUCUGUCCAAUUCUGCAAUACUUGAAAUUGAGUCUUUUUCUCAAAGUAGGUGGAUAUGUGUAGUAGAAGCCAGUACAUGCUGUAGGUGUUCCAGGAAGUUUUUUUCCAUGAAGAUACGCAUAGCUCUUGUUUCUGAAGAUGGUAAUCUAAAAAGCUAUCUACAGGAUAAAUCUUAGGAGAAACAAAACGCAAGCUUUAAAAUGUCUGUCUCAAAUCAUAAUUGCACUUCUGAAUUGAAAUAUGUUAAAUAUUAUUUCUUACAAGCAGCAUAAGCAAAGCACUGGAAUAUGAUAUUAAGACCUUAUAUUUAUUUGGAGUUCUGCAUCAGUAACAUUUUGUGGCUGAAAACAGAAUAGUUUUAAAGAUGAGACUUUUGCCCAAGCAGCAACACAUGCAGUGACCUUGCUUUCUCUUUUUGCUUCAAAUAGUUUCUUAAUUCUGGGUUGCAACUGAACAAAACCCAGCAUUUUGUGUAUAAGGUCAUGCAAAAUCAUAGAAUCAUAUCAUACAAUGGUUUGGGUUAGAAUGGACCUUAAAGCUCAUCCAGUGUCAACCCCUCUGCCAUAGGCAGUGACACCUUCCACUAGACCAAGUUGCUGAAAGCCCCAUCUAACCUGGUCUUGAGCACUUCCAGGAGUGAGGCAGAUUAAUGCAAGUGGAAGCUUGUACAUCAUUAUUUAUUGUGCCAAAACUUGUAUUUAUAAACAAGCUGUCCUGUGGACUUAGAAAUGUGCAGAUGGUCAUCUGCCUACCUUGGUGGACCUAGGUAAUUACAAGAGGGGCGCAGGACAUAGUAAAGUCAUUCUGAAGUUAAAUAUGGAUUUCUAAGAACCUUAACUGUUCUGUAACAAGUAUAAUUUGACAUGAGCUCAGAGCUCUUUAGCAGUACUUGAAAUCCUACUUCAUGCUUAAAGUAGUAGGAAAUGCAUUACCAAAGAAACCAUCCCCAAGCACCAAGAAAGUCAGGCUGGUGCUACAUGUAUGGAAUUUGCGUUGGUGCUUCUUUACCUUCAUUUCAAGAUCCUGUUUCCUCACAGUCUUGAACAGACUGUGGUUACUUAUUUCCUUGGGCCCCUAUUAAAAGUUUUAGCUCUAAGUUCUGUUUAAAAGGUUCUAUUAACCUCUAAUAAUGCCUUCUGGUUUCUCUUCUCCCUCCCCCCCCCAUAUAUAAAUUUGUCAAUGUCAAAUCAAUGCUGUGAAGUGAUGGAGUGCAAGCUCACAAAAAACUGUAUGCCUGAAAAAGGUCCUCUAAAAAUUGAACAGCUGUUCCCUGAUGUGUUCUGAACUGACAAGCAGAGCUUACAUUGGUGUGAUAGUGAGAAUAGUCACUUCAGUGCUAUUCAAUGAAAAGUUCUAGAUAGCUGUAGCUACUAGCAUGCCAUCUGUGGUUUUGUAUGCAGAACUCUGAACUUGGACAGCAAAAUGAGCAGUGUUCAAAUGCCAGGAUAAAGAUCUUACUUAACAAGCAAGUUCAAAUGUGUGUCUAGCCAUAUGGAUAUAUAAAUAUCCUAUAUAAAUGUUUUCUACAUUUUUAACAUAUUUUCAAUAUAUUUGCAUCCACACAUGCAGUAGGUUUACAUUAUGUAAAAUACAUUUUAAAGAGCUACAAUGGAAAUGGGAUUUGGGGGAAAAAUGGUAUUUCUAGCAAGCUGUGUGCUCCCUUAGUAGACCAAAUGCUAAACAGAGAGCAAUGUUGGUGAGUGGCCCCUUCUGCUGAGACUUUGGGAUCCCCUAAGUUUGAUAGGCUCUUUCAAACUGGUGAUAGCUGAGACAGCUUGGCCAUAAGUAGAAUGCUGCUGUAAUCAUGGUCUUCGCUUUUGCUUUUUAUUCAUUCCUCCUCCUCUUUUCCUGUUGUUCAUACUCUCAGCUCAAACUUAAAGGUGCUUUCAGAGUUCCAUAAUGACUUCUUGUAUCAGUACCAAUAAAUCCCCUUUUAAGUUUCACAUGUUCAAAAUGUAAGCAAGCAUACAAAAGGUCCACAGCUUCAAUGAGGCAGGAAGGUACAGGUUUUACAAGUAACAGUCUAGUUUUCAGUGGCCUGUGAUGUUUUCCAGACUAAAAGGAUAAACUCUCAGAUGGUGUAGACUGCCACAAGUCUUUUAACUGCAUUAAUUCUUAGCAGCUUAUAACUAUGUCUUCAUCAUCAAGCUGCAAAAGCUGCAUCAGUUACCCAAGUUGAAUGUUCUGAGCAGUGCUCAGAGCAGGUUUCAACAUACGGUGUUUGAUCUCAGUAUUUCAUGUAAUAGCACCUCAAAAGAGUUAGGGGUAGCUGAAACUUCAAUGGAAUAUUGCUUUGGCUGUAGCUUUUAGUAGUAAAUGUGGAGAGAAGGUGAAACCAAAAUAAAUCACAGGACUGUCCCAGAAGCAAGGCUUAAAAACUGAUCUUUGACAGUACAGGCUUUCACCUGUCUAAUAAUAGUGAAAUGAAAUUGCAAACAGGUAUGUACUGGAAUACUUGCUGUUAAAUGUACCCUUCUAUUCGAGUUUUCAGAAGUUGUUCUGUAUUUAACAAGUUGGUUAACUUCAUGUGGUAUAGUAUACUUUUAUAACAAAUGAGUCUUUAAAGGCUGUGGUGCGUUUCAGUGUGGGUUUACGUGUUACACACGUAGACAGUGUAUUGCGAGUCUCAGAACUGACUGUUCAGAUGGCAGAUAAAACCUUUCCUCCAGAAUCCCUUUUUAACAUGAAAAAUUGCAUGAGUAUGCAAAUUUGUGACAGAAAUCUUAAUCUUUUCCCUCAUGUAUAAGCCCAUGUUCCUACCUAGCAUUACAUCUGAUACCUGAAACGUUUCUUGGAGGAGCUGGAAUUUAAUGUUAAUAUACCAUUAAGCACUUUGCUGUCCAGCUACUCUGACUCUUAUAUUUUACAUGGCACUGAUGUAACUUGAGAAAACAGAUCUUCCAUGGGAUGAUCUUCUGGAACAUGUACAUUAUCAAGUCACCAUUUCAGUAGUUUAGGGAUUAGUUUUACUAGGAAUUUUGCCUUGAACAGAAGAAUUACUUAUUCUACUUAAUGAUGCAUUUUUUGCUUGCACUCUUUACACAUAGCAUGAGUAUUGGCUAAAUACUUGUUAAUCACUGGCCUUGCCCAAUUGCUACUAAAUUUUUUUUCAUCUGUGUUCAGGAACAAGAUCCUUUUUAAAGCUAUGAAUUAUGUGUCUGGAACACUGUUUUAAGGUGGUAAUAAUAUUGCCAUUACAAGAGUCUUGAAUUACAGUUGGAAGGGGGGAGAUGUCUGUUUGCAUGGUUGUUUGAUUCUGCACAUUCAGAAAACUUACCUGCAGAAAUUAAUCUCAUGUCUUCAUGCUCUAGUUUGUUUUUUAAAUGUAUUCAAUAAAAUCCUUAUUACAUACUGGUUGCA